Molecule: messenger RNA, 1227 nt
Organism: Aspergillus caelatus
Lineage: Eukaryota; Fungi; Ascomycota; Eurotiomycetes; Eurotiales; Aspergillaceae
Gene: yaf9
Product: YEATS domain-containing protein YAF9
Exons: 3
Coding region: 96-851 (251 amino acids)
Biological process (GO): regulation of DNA-templated transcription
Source: RefSeq, a predicted model, not a curated record
CGCACCUCUAUACUUCACCAAUCUGAUUUUCACAUUUUUUCUAUUGCAUUACCUUAUUCCUCUAGGUGAUCACAUUUCAAUAAUCAAAUCUUACAAUGCCUUCCGCAACAGCCACGAAGCGCGUGAGGGGUGUCUCCAUCUUCAGGCCCUUUGUAUUCGGCAGCGAAGCCCAACCCUUCGACCCAGCCAAGAAACCCCCCAACGCCCCCGCCGACCAUACGCAUCAAUGGCGCGUCUACGUCAAAGGCGUCAACGACGAAGACAUCUCCUACUGGCUGAAAAAAGUCCAAUUCAAGCUCCACGAGACAUACGCCCAGAACAUCCGUACUAUCGAACAGCCCCCAUUCGAGGUAACGGAGACUGGAUGGGGUGAAUUCGAGAUCCAAAUUAAACUCUACUUCGUACCCGAAUCGAUGGAGAAGCCUCAAACUCUCUGGCAUAGUCUCAAGUUGCAUCCGUACGGGCCAGAUGCGGAAGCCAUGAAGGAGCGACGGGACCAAGUUAUCAGUCAGAAUUAUGAGGAGAUCGUAUUCAACGAACCUGUGGAGCAAUUUCAUGAUCUGCUUACUGGGGGUGCUGCGUCAGCGCAACCGCAGAAAGGAAAGGGUGGAAAGAACACUAAACAAAGCGGCCAGCGGAAUGUCAGGACGGCAGAGAUCCCUCAGAAUGACUCUCCGGGCAACCCCUAUAGUAAAGCAACCGAGAACAAGGAAUUGGAUCGCUUGGGGGAGGCUAGCAGGACGGUCGAACAGAUGAUCAAGGAGGAGAAGGAGCGACUUAUCGAGCGUGAGAAGAGGUUAGCUGAACUGCGCGAGAGUGAAGGAGUGCCCGCGAACACGAAGAAGCGUUAAACUUCGCGUCUCCUUUGAAUGUCGUGCUAAAAGACACUCACUCCCCUUCCGAGUCAUGCCGCGUCUCCGAGACACUUCGCUCGCUACGCAAUACGAUGCACAUACGUUGAAUGGAGCGCUACCUAUGCUCACCAGUCAAUAGCUUGGCGAAGACACGAUCAGACGUAACCGCCUACAGCCAGGGAACCCUGACCUCCCUAAACCCAUACUGGUGGACCAAACCGGGUUUCUUAUACCCAAACAUUCUCCUAGAAGGUUCACAUCCUUCAUUUCCUGUAUAGGAACAACCAGAAGAGCUUACACCGUUCACUGAACCUACUACAGAAAUGGCCUAGAUGACCUAAUGAAUUGAAUAUCUUAAUCUCAUCUUCAAGAA